AUGCCGUCGUCGUUUUUACGUCGGCAUGUACGCGGCUUACUACGGGGUAAGUUUAGCCCAUCACCAAGCCUUGAAGACGCGCCCGAAGUUGAGUAUGACCCACCAACGCCUUCCAACGAACAAGAAACAUUCUUUUCCCAAUGCCAUCUAGCGGGUAUCGAUGGAAGGCGGUUAGACUUCCCAGAAGUAUAUUGCGGUAAGACGGGCCUCGACAUACCGUGUAUACAACUGGAAUGUUUUGAAACUGACGUUUUCGCCAGUUACACAGGUCCCGACGGAGGUCUGACGCAGGUGAAGAUCUUUCGCACAACUGGUCCUUUACGCCAAUAAUU
Messenger RNA from Cylicostephanus goldi, 332 nucleotides. NCBI's taxonomy places the organism in Eukaryota, Metazoa, Nematoda, Chromadorea, Rhabditida, Strongylidae. The record is from the annotation of a GenBank genome assembly.